ACAUUGGAAUCGUGUCGCUGCGUUUGAGGGAAACAAGCUUAAAGCAAACUGGACAAAAAGUGCGAAUUUCGCAUGAAAAGUUCAAUAAACGCUUGGCAUUGACAUACUUCCAGGCUAAAAGCGAAAAGUGAAGCUGUUCCUGCUCAAGUGCAACGGCAAAUGCAUAUAUCGCUGUUUGUGCUGCUCAAUCAUCGUGAAAAUUAUUCAUUUUUUAAAUCAAUAUCGAGCGACGAGUAACGCCGAAUUGUGAAUUUUUCGUUAUGGCAACUGCAACAAGCUGCUUGCCUAGGACAACAGCUGUCGUCGCUACGGUUGCCGCCUCUGAUGCGGUCUCCAUUGCUUCAGGAGUGCCCACCAUGUUGUCGGACAUCGAUGCGCUGCCCUCGAUCAAGCUGGGCGACUUUACGCUACAGUUCGAGCUGGGAGACGCGACCCCAACGGCCAAGGAAGUCGCCACGCGGGAACUGCGCGAAUCUCCCGAGCGCCAAAAGCAGGCGACACAGGAACUAAAGCGAUUGCUCGAGGCUGAGGCCGAUCUGUACUGUCCCAAGGACAAUGAGGAGUGGCUGAUACGCUUCCUUCGGCCCUGCAAGUAUUAUCCAGAGAGUGCGCGCGACUUGAUCAAGCGCUACUACUCCUUUAAAGUGAAGCAUUCGGAUGUGUACAACAACUUAAAGCCCACACGGGAGGCCAACAUCUUUAAAAAUAAUAUACUCACCGUGUUCCCCAAUCGCGAUCAGCUCGGACGCCGCAUAUUGUUACUGGAGCUGGGCAAACGCUGGAAGCACAAGCAGGUCACGCUUGAUGAAGUCUUCAAGGGUGCCGUAAUUUUUCUGGAGGCCGCCAUGCUGGAGCCGGAGACGCAAAUCAAUGGGGCCGUUGUCAUUUUCGACAUGGACGGACUUAGUCUGCAGCAGACCUGGCAAUUUACGCCGCCGUUUGCAAAGCGCAUCGUUGACUGGCUGCAGGAGUCUGUGCCGCUGCGCGUCAAGGCGAUUCAUAUUGUGAACCAGCCCAAGAUUUUCAAUGUGGUCUUCGCACUCUUCAAGCCUUUUCUGCGGGAGAAACUGCGCAGUCGCAUCAUCUUCCAUGGCACCGAUCGCGACUCUCUGCACAAAUACAUGUCGCCAAAGUGCCUGCCAUCGUGCUAUGGAGGCAUCCUAGAGCUGCCCCGUAUCGACGGAGAUCAAUGGUAUGAGCUGCUGCUCAUGUGCGACGCGGAGUACGAAGCCAUCAACUCGUACGGCUACAAGAAGAAGUGAGUGGGACCCAGCGACCCGGCAAUAUGUACAGCAAGUGAUAUUCCCUCGUAUACCCGAAACUCAAAUAAUUAGCAUUAAGCAUAAUAUCUGUUAUACGCUUGUCCAGCCAACGCUUGCGAUAGUAGUUUCGUAGUGCUAGAGCCAUGAAGUUUGCCUUAGUCUUAAGCGAUCGUUUCGAUCAAAUCUGGCAGUAAGUGUUAUGCUAACAUAAUAAUCCACUUUAUAUAUAAAUGGGGGUAAGCGUAAUUAUAGUCUGUUAUUUCAUUACAUUAUUACUUACAUAGAUAAAAUACACAUAUAUAUAUAUAUUAAAAGUUGAAAAGUUAAAUGAAA
Drosophila montana is the source of this 1595-nucleotide messenger RNA. Its product is annotated as alpha-tocopherol transfer protein-like. The transcript has 5 exons. Gene Ontology annotation, cellular component: membrane. Gene Ontology annotation, molecular function: phosphatidylinositol bisphosphate binding. NCBI's taxonomy places the organism in Eukaryota, Metazoa, Arthropoda, Insecta, Diptera, Drosophilidae. The record is from RefSeq and is a predicted model, not a curated record. Bases 261 to 1262 code for a protein of 333 amino acids.